GACAGUGCGCACGCGCGUGGGCACUGCUGAGCCCUGGCCCUUGACUCUGUCUGUGGCCACGGUUUCUCUAGUGCGGGAGCCAGCCCGAAGCUGGAGGCCACCAGACAUUUCUCCUACUUGUGUCUGUGGCCAUUGGUAGGGGGCCUCAGGGAGCGGGGGACUCUGGGAAGCCAGAGGGAAGCUGCUGACAAGGUCUGCUUUGGCUCCCCACCUCCCUCUGGUGUUGUCACCUUUCCUGAGAAGGCAAGGAGGGCGGGACCACCUGUGUUCUAUUUGCACAUCAACAGCAGGGGCUUAUACUUCCCCUAGGGGCUAACACAGGGGGCUGUGGGAUGGACCAUAGUUAGCACUUGCCCAGUGUGCUGGGGGGAUGUAGUCAUGCUGAGGUAUUUAAGGGCUGGGAAGACUUCAUCUUUGACCGUCCUGGUGGCUCUCCUGCCUCCUUCUCUCCUCCACUAAGACCGAGGCUGGUCCUGAGAUCCUCCAGAGAGCUAGUCCAGACACCACCUUUUGGCACCCGACGUGGGCCUCUGGAAAGCGUAGAAUAUUUUGUCUCCCCAGUUUGGGGGCUCUAGAAAGCACACUCUAUUUAGCGCCCAAGUGAGGCCUUAGACGUGGGGUUCUGGAAAGCGUAGAAUAUUUUGUCUCCCCAGUUUGGGGCUCAAGGAAGCACACUGUGUUUAGCGCCCAAGUGAGGCCUUAGACGUGGGGUUCUGGACGUUAAGCCCUAUUCUCAGCAGCUCAACUGACAGGAGUGUCAAUUUCAGUGGAGAAGUCCCCAAGAUCUGUGAAGACUCUGAUCAUCCCCAGGCAGCAGAUGGAGCCCAUGGAGGGUGUGACUUCUGGCUUUCCCAUGGCCCCCAGUCAGGAACCAGUGACCUUCCAGGAUGUGGCCGUGGACUUCACCUGUGAGGAGUGGAUGGUCCUGGAGCCUGCCCAGAGGGUCCUGCACAGGAAUGUGAUGCUGGAGAACUACCAGAACCUGGUCUCUGUGGGGAUUCCUGUUUCCAGCCUGGAUCUGAUUUCUGUGUUGGAGAAGCAAGAAGCAGCCUCGAGUCCCAAGAGCAGAGACUCCAGUGGGUCUCAUCAAGAUUUAUUUACUGAUCAUCAGAGAACUCAGCCCGGAGAGGAGCCAUUUAUGUGUAAGGCAUGUGGGAAAGGUUUUAGUCGGAGGAACAAUCUCACUAGUCAUCAGAGAAUUCAUACGGGAGAAAAACCCUUUGAAUGUGAGGAAUGUGGAAAAGCCUUCAGCCAAAAACGAUACCUUACUGAUCAUCAGAGAACUCACACUGGAGAGAAACCAUUUGGUUGUAAGAAAUGUGGGAAAUCCUUCAGUGAUCGAGGAUACCUUACUGUACAUCAGCGAACUCACACUGGAGAGAAACCAUUUGUAUGUAAGCAAUGUGGGAAAGGUUUUAUUCAUAGGAACAGUCUCACUAUUCAUCAGAGAGUUCAUACAGGAGACAAACCCUUUGUAUGUAAUGAAUGUGGAAAAGCCUAUAGCCAGAGAAAACAACUCAUUCAUCAUCAAAAAAUUCAUACUGGAGAGAAACCCUUUGUAUGUACGGAAUGUGGAAAAGCUUUCAGCCAUCGAGGAUGCCUUACUGUACAUCAGAGAACUCACACUGGAGAGAAACCAUUUGUAUGUAGAGAAUGUGGAAAAGCCUUCAGCCAAAAACGAUACCUUACUGAUCAUCAGAGAACUCACACUGGAGAGAAACCCUUUGAAUGUAAGGAAUGUGGAAAUGCCUUCAGCCAAAGACAGCACCUCCUUCGGCAUCAAAAAAUUCAUACCGGAGAAAAAUCUUUUGUAUGUAAUGAGUGUGGGAAAGGCUUUAGUAGGAGGUCUAGCCUUAUUAGGCAUCAGAAAAUUCAUACUAAAGAGAAAUAGAAUUUGUUGAAAUAGAGAGAUUUCAGACAGGAACUACCCCUUUACUGUUACCAGAGAAUUUAUAUAAUUCUAACAACUCAGUAGAAGAAAAAUCUAUUCUUCCUAAAAUAAUUAAUGUGGCUCUUUUUGGUUAACAUGUCACCUGCACUUCUUAAGCUGGGCCUUUUUCAUCCCUCCAAAUCCAACAUAUGAAAAAACUGACAUUGUAUGUAUUGUUUCACACUGAGUCCACCAUACUUGUAAAGAAGAGGGGAUGGCGUAACAUUGUCUUCCCUCAGAAUUUGAUUUGGUUUUUAUAACUUCUUUAGUCUGAUUUCUAAUAUAUUGAUGUAUUUAAUAAAUGAUAUUCUAUUCAUUUUGUAUUUUACUAGUAUAUGGCUUUUGAGCAAUAAUUUAUCUUCUUGGUGCCUGCUUUAUCUGUAUGCCAGAAAUUUUGGAAUAUUGACUCACUUUUACUACUGUCUUUGAAGUUGUUCCUGUUUCUACAGUCUGUCCCUUGACUGACAUAUUUAAGAUUUCACUGUUUCAGUUUUCCUUUAAAACUAACUUUUGCAGUGCUGUCUGAAUUGAUUAUUAUUUAACUUAUGUUAUCAUCUGUGAAGGAAAGGAUUAGUGUUUGUGAUAUAUAUAUAUAUAUAUAUUUCCUUAAAAAAAAAAAAAAGGAAAUUCCUUAGAUGCGAAGGAGAUCAAAUCAGUCAAUUCUUGAAUAAAUAGAAUCCUCCUUGGAAGGACAAAAACUGAAAUUGAAUCAUAUAUUUUGGCCAAUGAAAAGAAGAAUUCAUGGAAAAAGAACUGAUACUGGGAGAAAUUGAAGGGAAAAGGAGAUUAGGAAAGGCAGAAGAGAAGAUGGACAUUUAGUGUCACAGAAGCAACAAAUAUGAGUUUCUAUAGUCUUCGAAAAGUGAUCAAGGCUAGAAGGACCUGGUGUGUUACAAUCCGUGCACUCAUCAAGAAUGGUACAUGAUUGAACAAACAAGCAUUUCAGGUAUUGUACUAAGCACCAGGGAUACAAGUGGAGUGGAGUCAAAACAAGGGAAAAGACAACAUCUGCCCUCAAGGAACUUACAAUCUAAUUAGGAAAGACAACAUGCAAACAAAUAUAGACAAAGCAAGCUAACUCCAGGAUAAAUAAGAAAAAAAAAUUAUCAGAAAAAAGAUAUUAGAAUUAAAAGAGUUGGAGAAGGCUUUCUAUAGAUUUUAGUAAAAACCUAAAGGAUUCCAAGGUAGCCAGUAGACAGAGAUGAGGAGGCAGAGCAUUUCAGGUAUGGGGGGUCAUGAGAAAGAAUAUUUGGAUUUGAGAGAUGAAGUGUUUUGUUCAUGAAAGAGGAGGCUAGUACCACUGGACUGAAGAGUAAAUUUUGGGGAGUGAAAUAUAAAAAGACUGGAAGGGCUUUGAAGGGCUUUGAAAAACUAACAGGAUUUUGCAUUUGAUCCUCAAAGCAAUAGGGAGUCAUUGGGAUAUGUUGAGUGAGAGAUGAGAAGUUGUUUGACAUGAUUGGAUUGGACAUGAGGAUGGAUUGGAGGAGGGAAAGACCCAUCAGCAAGCUAUUGCAGUAAUCUAGAUAUGAAGUGAGCAUGAUGGUCAGAGGAGAGAAGAGGAUUUAUUGGGGAAAUGUUACAAAGACAAAAUCAAGAGAUUAUAACAGAUUUGUUGUGGGGGAACAGGUGCUUCUAGAAUAAUAGAUGAUGUUAGUUCAGUUUUGGACAUGAUGAAUUUAAAAUGUCUAUUGCACAUCCAGUUCCAACCCCUAUAUAUUCCUUAAAGAGCCUUUCUUCCCCACAUGAAGACCCAUGUCUGCUUCCUAGAUCAACCACCUGUGAAUAAAGGAAUAAAACUUCCUUUUGACACCAAAAAGAAGGAAUAAAUUAAUAAAACUUACUUUUGUCACAAACAGAUUUUGGAUCCAUGAAUUCUUUCAUGUUGGAUCUGUGCCAAGACCAGAGGGGAUUCUCACAUCAAUUCUCACACCUCAAUUCUCUCCCACCAGAACUGCAUCAGUAUCUUCUAAAUGGGGCAACAGAGGAAUGUGCAUAUUUCUUUGUCAUAUAUGGAAUUUCUACACAAAUUAACUACUGAGACACAGAAAUAUGGCCCAGAAAUAUAAGAAAGUAGAAAUAAUUCAUACAUCCUUUCAUUCACUAAUGAAAUAAGGAUGGAAAUUGGCCCUCGUUCAGGAAUCACCAACAAAAAAUAUAAAUCUAAAUGGAGAUUUAUCAGUAACAUUUUUUUUGUUUGUUUUUUUUUGUUUUUUUUUGAGUAAUAUGUUAAAUAAUGACUGAGUCACAGAACAAAUUUCAAAAGUGCUACAUUUUUAAAAGAAAAUGGGUAUGAUUAAACAACAUCCUUAAUUUUCUGGGAUUCAGCUAAAGUGGGGAGUGGACAUAGACUUAAAGUCUCACAUUGAGCAUUUAAAAAGAGAAGAUUAAAUCUGCAUUCUUAAAAGGUAGAAAAAUAAAUUAAUAAAGCAAAAAUCAGUAUACAUAUCAAAAUAUUUAAAUUAGAAGGGAACUACAUAAAUUGUAAAUAAAAAAAUUAUAAUGGAAAAUGGCUUCUUUGAAAUGAUUAAUAAUAAUCAAUCUGAUCAAAAAGAGCAGAAAAAAGUCAACAAAAUAAUGAUGUUAGUUUUGUGUUUUUUUUUUUUCACUUUAAAAGUGACAAAGCUGUCCCAAAAUCAAAUUUAUAUAAUGAGAAAGGCUCCAUGUGUUUCCCUGCAAGCCAUAUUAUGAGGGUCUCUGGACAAAUGAGUGGGGUUGCCUGGCAAUCUAAAGGCCCAAAAGGCUACUCCUAUCAGGGUCCAUCAGAUAUGAGAUUUCCCAAGAUGGUACAUUGCCACACCCAGCUCUACUGAGCAGAUGAACUUCCAUGUGAAACCAAGGUCAGUCUUGUCUACUUAAGCUUAAGAACACUAACAUCUUUACUAAAUGCCCUGUUAAUGCUAUAAUUAAAUAAAUCUCCUUUUACUUAUGGAAAUCCCUAGGAAUAUCUAAUUUUUACUUGACAUUUAAACUGAAUAUUGGCUUGAGUCAUUUCCAUCCAUUAGAUUCUUCUAAGUAAAGCUAAAAACAGGCUAUCACCCCUGUUUUUCAAUUUUCUUCCCUCUCUUUAGUUUGCUUCUUUAAAUCUUCCUUGGAGCUCCUUCCAGUAACUCUUCCUGAGCCACAGACUCAUCCACAUUUAAUAUGGGUUUUUCAUGUAGCCAACUUUGACAAAAAGAUAAAGUGGAAGAAGAUUUUAUUUAACCAUUCUCCAAGUAAUGGGCAUCCACUCAAUUUCCAGUUUCUUGCCAUAAAUAGUUUUGUACAUGUGGGUCCCUUUCUUUCCUUUAAGCUCUCUUUUAAAUCCCAGUAGAAACACUGCUGAGUCAAGGGGCGUGCACAAUUUGAUAACCUUUUGAGCACAGUUCCAAAUAGCUCUCCAGAAUGGUUGUAUAUAUAGGACUGAAACGCUUGAGUCAAGCACUUGAGACUAACUACUGAUUGGACAAUACUCUAUGGGCAUGUGCUUGGAAAAUGGCCCUUCCCACUAUCCUGUGCUGGCUCAAUAAUUGGUGUAUAUAGAGGAGUGUAGGAGAGACUAGAGGGUGGAGUAAGACUAGCCAGAGUCACUUUGAUGAAGGCAGUUGCAGAGAUUCUACUUCUAUCCCCUUCGCUUCUAUCCUUAAAGACCAAGAAUAAAGACUAAGGACUUUUGCUUAUCCUGACUCCGGCUGAUUCUAAGAUAUCCUGGGUGUUAGCGUGGUGGUUAUAGUUGUAUCCAUUCACAAUUCCACCAACAAUGUAUUAGUUCCAGUUUUCCCAUAUUCUAGAGGAGCAAGGAUGAUAGCCAAUAAAAUAUCUAUUUUUCAA
Messenger RNA from Antechinus flavipes (yellow-footed antechinus), 5737 nucleotides. Its product is annotated as gastrula zinc finger protein XlCGF8.2DB-like. Gene Ontology annotation, biological process: regulation of transcription by RNA polymerase II. Gene Ontology annotation, molecular function: RNA polymerase II cis-regulatory region sequence-specific DNA binding; DNA-binding transcription factor activity, RNA polymerase II-specific. The transcript has a single exon. Bases 818 to 1891 code for a protein of 357 amino acids. Lineage: Eukaryota; Metazoa; Chordata; Mammalia; Dasyuromorphia; Dasyuridae. The record is from RefSeq and is a predicted model, not a curated record.